Messenger RNA from Sardina pilchardus (European sardine), 497 nucleotides. Its product is annotated as dynein light chain Tctex-type 1-like. NCBI's taxonomy places the organism in Eukaryota, Metazoa, Chordata, Actinopteri, Clupeiformes, Clupeidae. Gene Ontology annotation, biological process: microtubule-based movement. The record is from RefSeq and is a predicted model, not a curated record. Gene Ontology annotation, molecular function: dynein intermediate chain binding. The coding region runs from base 56 to 397 and encodes 113 amino acids. The transcript is spliced from 5 exons. Gene Ontology annotation, cellular component: cytoplasm; cytoplasmic dynein complex.
GAGGUAAUCACGCGUGUGCACAUCGUUUCUAUAGUUACAUACAACAUCACAAAACAUGGAUGACAAUGCAACCACUGAAGAGACCGGCUUUGUGGUGGAUGACAUCACUACAGUAGUUACAGAAGUUGUGGAGACUACCAUGGGGAACAGUACCUACCAGCAAAGCCGCGUUAAUCAGUGGACCUCCAGUGUGGUGGAGUCAAGUCUGAGUCAACUCACCAAACUAGGAAAAUCUUUCAAAUACAUAGUGACAUGCAUCAUACUGCAGAAAAACGGGGCUGGUCUUCAUACAGCAAGUUCUUGUUUCUGGGACAAUUCCACUGAUGGAAGCUGUACUGUGAGAUGGGAGAACAAAACCAUGUACUGCAUUGUUAGUGUCUAUGGGCUGGCUGUUUAGAUGGAAACAAUCUGGAUUGUGAUGAUACUAAGUGAACAUCUAAUCCUCACAGACAAAAUAUAUUUUGACCAGUCUAUUUUAAUAAUAAAACACUUGUGUA